AUGAGCCACAGUCCGGAAAGGAUGUCCUCAUACCGCCGUCAUUUCGAGGAGGAGGCCUCCUCUGUCUACCAGCUCCGGGGGUCCAGUCCCUCUCCCACCCGCAGGGAGACCCGCCACCGGUCAGUCAGUGUCACGAGAAGUUCUUCAACAAUGGGACGCAGGGCUUUACAGAAGUCUCAUAUGAGGAGCAGUGUCAGUAUGGGAUCGCUGUGCUUGGGUAUGUCCAUGGGGCUUGGGCCAAAACUGGACCUGGAUGCAGCUGCUGCAGAGAAUCAAGCUUUUAUGGUGACUCGAUCUAAUGAGAGGCGGGAGAUGGUCACCCUAAAUGACCGCCUGGCGGCUUAUAUUGAAAAGGUCAGGACACUGGAGUCAAAAAACAAGGUGCUGGAAGCUGACAUUGAAGGCCUGAAGGCCCGCCAUGAAAGAUCAUCGGUCCUCAGGCAGCUGUACGAGUCUCAGCUGAGAGACCUCAGCAGCGAUGCUGAGCAGAUGAGAAUCCAAAGGGAUAUGUCUUCGGCAACCAAAGAGGCGAUGUUGACCCAGUUUAACACGCUUAAGGCCAAAUACGAUGAGGCGGUGGAGGCCAGGAAGAAGAAGGAGCACAACAUUGAGACUCUCCGUCCAGAUGUGGAUAAAGCAACAUCAGCUCGCAUUGCUCUGGAAAAACAACUGGAAAACCUGGAGACUGAUCUGACCUUCCUGCAAAGAGUUUACAAGGAGGAAAUUGAGGAGCUGAUGCAACAGCUUUAUUCAGCAAAAUAUAAGAUGGAUUUGACCUUUGACCUCCCAGACCUCUCCUCUGCUCUCAGAGAGAUUCAGUGUCAGUAUGACAGCAUUGCGGCCAAAAACCUACAGGAAAUGGACAGCUGGUACAAAACAAAGUUUCAGGACUUGAACAACGCCUCAGCGAAACAUGUUCAAAGCGUGCGAAGCCUGAGGGAGGAAAUAGCCGCAUAUAAGAAAGAUAUUCUUAACAAGGAACGUGAACUGGACAUGCUGAAGACGAGGAAUGAGUAUUUGGAGGCUCAGGUCCAGGAAGCAGUGGAGAAACACAAGGGGGAGGAGGGCAACCUACAGGACCGUGUAGAGGCCAUACAGCUGGACCUAAAGUUGACCAAGGAGAAGAUCGCCCUGCUGGUGCGCGAAUAUCAGGAACUACUGAACAUCCGAAUGGCUCUAGAAAUUGAGAUCACCACAUACAGGAAGCUGAUUGAAGGAGAAGACAGCCGUCUGAACACUACGGUUCGUAACCAGUCUCUAACUGGGGGGUUAUACAUCACUUCUGGUGCGCACGUCGCCCCAGCUUUAGCCUCAGACGGUCCUGCCCCCGCUCUACCUCCAAAGGUAGAGGCUUCCGCUGGUGGCACAAGCAGCGGAAGAGAUAAGAAGCCUCCAGGUGGUAGACGAGUGGAGAUGGUUUCAUCUGACACCCAAACAGAGAGUAGGUUUGAGGAACAAGCAACUAAGAGGACUGAGCGGAAGACCGUCCUCAUCAGAACAGUUAAGACGGAUGACGACACUUAUGAGAGUAACACACAGGAACGCAUCAUUACCAUCUCCGGAGCAGCCGACGACGCAGAUGAAGAAUGAACCAUUCGUCACUCGCAACCUUUGUAGAUCUAUACAUCAUGCCAGAGUUUCGCUGCUUUGAGUGUCCUCAAACUCAGAGGUGGUAAGAAGAAGCUGUACCUGUAG
This is a messenger RNA of Betta splendens (Siamese fighting fish), 1695 nucleotides long. RefSeq names its product notochord granular surface (gene ngs). Bases 1 to 1590 code for a protein of 529 amino acids. The record is from RefSeq and is a predicted model, not a curated record. The transcript is spliced from 11 exons. Gene Ontology annotation, cellular component: intermediate filament; cell-cell junction; sarcolemma. NCBI's taxonomy places the organism in Eukaryota, Metazoa, Chordata, Actinopteri, Anabantiformes, Osphronemidae. Gene Ontology annotation, biological process: skeletal muscle organ development.